Rotaria sp. Silwood2 is the source of this 522-nucleotide messenger RNA. The record is from the annotation of a GenBank genome assembly. Lineage: Eukaryota; Metazoa; Rotifera; Eurotatoria; Philodinida; Philodinidae.
AUGAAACUACAACAAUUAAUUGAUAGUAUAGAUAAUUUGAUCUGUAUUAAUCCACAUACAUUAGAAACAUACUAUGAACAUUUUAUCACUUUAAUUACGCAAUCGCUACGACGUGUGACACAAACAAAUAAUCCAAAUGAUCAUGGUUUUAUUUUUGUUAUGCCAACUAUUGGUAUACCCAAUGGGAAUGAAGUGAUACUAGACCAUUAUAUCAUAAAUACAUUACUGAGUACCCGAUUAUCAGCUUUAGUUGUCAAUGACCGUAAAUUAUUACGUUUAUUAGAAUCAGCAGCCUUUCCUGUAUUUCAAGUUCCCAAAACGACAACGACAGAUAUAAUCUUUGGUCAAUUAUGUAUUCAUUGUUAUAAUAAUCCUCGACAGUCUAUUCAUGAAAUGAUUGGUGUAACUGGUACAAAUGGUACAACACCAGUAACACAUAUGAUUGAAAAAGUUUUAUCCGAUGCUAAAUUGACAGUUGAUUUGAUCGACACACUUGGUUAUAGAUGCUAUCGUUAUGAGUGA